This is a messenger RNA of Miscanthus lutarioriparius, 2244 nucleotides long. The record is from the annotation of a GenBank genome assembly. Lineage: Eukaryota; Viridiplantae; Streptophyta; Magnoliopsida; Poales; Poaceae.
AUGGCGCGCCGCCACCUCGCCUACCCCCUCCACCUCCCGCUCCUCUCCCGCAAUCCCGGCGCGCCCACACGCACGCUAUGCGCCUCCUCAUCCACCCACGAGGCCCCAGCCCCCGCCGUCGAGGCUCCGGCGGAGAAGCCGGCUGAGGCGGAGGCGGCGGCCCCCUCGCCGUCGAUGCCCACAAACCCGCCCCGGCGCGAGGAGCCACUCCACGAGACGAUCCUGGACAUGAUCCGGCGGCGUCCGUGGACGACGCGGCUGGAGAACUCGGUCCGCCUGCUCUCGCCCACGCUCGACGCGCCGCUGGUCCACGGCGUCAUCUCCGGGGCGGCGUCCGCGGGGCGCGCCGACCUGGCCCUCCAGUUCUUCCGCUUCGCGUACCGCCGGGGCGGGUUCCGCCCGGAGGGCGGCACGUUCGCGCUGCUUGUGCCGGCGCUCGCGUCCCGCCGCAUGCUCAACCACGCGCGCUGCCUCGUCCUCGACACCAUGCCGUCUUUCUCCGUCGCGCCCGACGAGCCCACGCUCGCCGCGCUCAUCGCCGCCUACGGCAGGGCCGCCAUCCCGCAGGAGGCCGUCAAGCUGUUCCGGAUGAUGCCCGACCUCGGCGUCCCCCGCACGGCGCUCUGCUACAACGCCGUCCUCAAGGCCAUACUCUGCCGCGGACGCGAGGCCAUGGCCAGGCGGAUCUACAACGCCAUGAUCGCGGACGGGGUGGCGCCCGACGUGUCCACCUACAACACGCUCAUAUGGGGGUUCGGCCUGUGCAAGAAGAUGGAGACCGCAGUCAGGGUGUUUGGGGACAUGAAGGGCCAUGGGGUGACGCCUGAUGUCACCACCUACAACGCCCUGCUGAAUGCCUGGGUGCGCGCCGGUGAUCUGGAGAGUGCGCGCAAGGUGUUUGAUGAAAUGGCUGGGGAGCGGAUCCAGCGGAACUCGGUUUCGUACAAUGUCAUGAUCAAGGGGUACGUGGAGGGCGAUAGGGUGGACGAGGCAGUGGCUUUGUUCGCUGAGAUGGGCGAGAAGGGUUUGAGGCUGAGUGAGAAGACGUUUGCUGCGUUGAUGCCAGGGCUUUGCGAUGACCAGGGCAGGGCAGCGGAGGCCCGGAAGGCAGUGGAUGACAUGGCGGAGCGGAGGCUCACGCCGAAGGACAAGUCGGUGUUUCUGAGGCUUGUGACGACACUGUGCAAGGCUGGGGACUUGGAUGGGGCGCUGGAGGUGCACCGGAAGAGUGGACAGUUCAAGCAUGUGCUGGUGGAUCCAAGACAGUAUGGAGUGCUGAUGGAAGGCCUUUGCACAGGUGGCAAGUCCGAAAUGGCUAUUGAGGUGCUAGAUGAGCUUAUGGAGAAGGGCACCUUGCUGAGUCCAAAGAGUCCUGUGCUUGAAGCAUCGGCUUAUAACCCAGUGAUCGAGUACCUGUGCAGCAAUGGCAGCACCGCCAAGGCUGAGACAUUCUUCAGGCAGCUGAUGAAGAAAGGUGUGGAUGACAAGGCUGCGUUCAACAGUCUUAUCCGUGGACAUGCAAAAGAAGGCGUGCCGGAGGCGGCGCAGGAGAUUCUUGCCAUUAUGACACGCCGCGAGGUCCCAACUGACCCUGAAUCACAUGUGCUCCUAGUUGAUAGCUUCCUGAAGAAGAAUGAGCCCGCUGAUGCAAAGACGGCAUUGGACAGCAUGAUGCAACAUGGUCACUUGCCAAGCCCAGCUCUGUUCAAGUCUGUCACGGAGGCACUGUUCAAUGAUGGUCGGGUUCAGACCGCAAGCAGGGUCAUGAAGAGUAUGAUUGAGAAGGGGGUUACUGAGAACAUGGACGUGGCACACAAGAUACUGGAGGCUCUCUUCAUGAGGGGCCAUGUGGAGGAGGCAAUCGGCCGUGUCAAUCUGAUGGUGGAAAAUAGCUGUAUGCCUGAUCUAGAUAAGUUGCUGGUUGGUCUUUGUGAUAAUGAUAGAGUGAUGGAGGCGCAGAAACUGGCUGAUUUUGCGUUGGACAGGGACUUCGAUGUUAGCUUCUCGACCUAUGACAGAGUUCUGGAGGCCCUGUACGCUGAAGAAAAGACGUUGCCUGCGUACUCCAUGCUGUGCAAGAUCAAGAACAAAGGAGGUGUUGUCAGCCAGAAAGGUUGUGAUGAUUUGAUGGAGAGCUUAAAAUCUGAAGGAUACUCAAAGCAAGCAGAUAUUUUGUCUAGGAUCUUGGCAGAGAAUGCACAGUCGAUGUCCAAGAGGGGCAAAAGGGUUGCCAUGGGUGCUUAG